Salarias fasciatus (jewelled blenny) is the source of this 3003-nucleotide messenger RNA. It is a transcript of the gene mgat4b, whose product is annotated as alpha-1,3-mannosyl-glycoprotein 4-beta-N-acetylglucosaminyltransferase B. The transcript has 15 exons. Gene Ontology annotation, cellular component: endoplasmic reticulum-Golgi intermediate compartment; Golgi stack; endoplasmic reticulum. The record is from RefSeq and is a predicted model, not a curated record. NCBI's taxonomy places the organism in Eukaryota, Metazoa, Chordata, Actinopteri, Blenniiformes, Blenniidae. Bases 178 to 1821 code for a protein of 547 amino acids. Gene Ontology annotation, molecular function: acetylglucosaminyltransferase activity. Gene Ontology annotation, biological process: protein N-linked glycosylation.
CGCCCGCCUCUCCGGCUCUCGGCGGCUGUCUCCGGGUCUGUACCUGCUGCCUCCCCCGGUCCUCCUGCUCCUCCUCCUCCUCCCCCCGGUCCUCCUCCUGCUCCUCCCGCUCCCCCUCCUCCUCCUCCCCUCGGCUCCCCCCUCUCUCGGUGCGGACAUGCUCCCGGGGCUCCGGAGAUGAGGCUCCGAAAUGUCUCCUUCCUGACGGUCUUGUUGUUCGGGCUGUGCGGGCUGGUCUCCCUGUCCUGGUACACCGCCUUCAGCAGCUCCAGAGGAGAUGUGGUGGAUAUCUACCAGAGGGAGUUCCUGGCGCUGAGGGAGCGCCUCCACUCGGCCGAGCAGGAGAACCUGCGGCGGUCCAAGGAGCUGAACCUGGUCCUGGACGAGAUCAAGAGGGCCAUCGCUGAGAAGCAGGCGCUGCGAGACAUCAACCGGACCUGGAGCAGCCUGUCCGAGGAAACCAGGCUGAAGCUGUGGAACGUGAGCUCCAGCAAGAACGUCCUGCAGCUGCCCUCCAUCUUCCAUCAUCUCCCUCACCUGCUGAACAGAGAGGACAGCCUGCAGCCGGCCGUGCACCUGGGACAGGGACGCACCGGAGUCUCCAUAGUGAUGGGGGUCCCCAGUGUGAAGAGGGAGGUCCACUCCUACCUGACCGACACGCUCAGCUCGCUGAUGUCCGAGCUCAGCGCCGCCGAGAAGGACGACUGUGUCAUCGUGGUCCUCAUCGCUGAGGCUGACCAGCAGUACGCCACCAGUGUAGCAGACAACCUGAAGCGCCUUUUUCCAGCAGAGAUCCAGUCGGGUCUCCUGGAGGUCGUCUCUCCGUCCGUCCACUUCUACCCGGACUUCUCUCGCCUCCGAGAGUCCUUCGGAGACCCGAAAGAGAGAGUCAGGUGGAGGACGAAGCAGAACCUGGACUACUGCUUCCUGAUGAUGUACGCCCAGUCCAAAGGGACGUACUACGUGCAGCUGGAGGACGACAUCGUAGCGCGUCCAAACUACUUCACCACCAUGAAGAACUUUGCUCUGCAGCAGCCGUCGGAGGAGUGGAUGAUCCUGGAGUUUUCUCAGCUCGGCUUCAUCGGGAAGAUGUUCAAGUCUCUGGACCUGUCGCUCAUCGUGGAGUUCAUGCUCAUGUUCUACAAAGACAAGCCCAUCGACUGGCUGCUCGACCACAUCAUGUGGGUCAAAGUGUGCAACCCAGAGAAGGACGCGAAACACUGUGACCGGCAGAAAGCCAACCUGAGGAUUCGCUUCAAGCCGUCGCUCUUCCAGCACGUCGGCACCCACUCCUCGCUGGCCGGAAAGAUCCAGAAGCUCAAGGAUAAGGACUUUGGGAAGCAGACUCUGCAUAAAGGUCACGCCAACCCGCUGGCGGAGGUGACCACCAGCCUGAAGACGUACCAGCACUUCACCCUGGAGAAGGCCUACCUGGGGGAGGACUUCUUCUGGGCCUUCACCCCGGUGGCCGGGGACUUCAUCCGGAUACGCUUCUUCACGCCCGUCCGCAUCGAGAGGUUUUUCUUUCGGAGCGGAAACAUCGAACAUCCAGGAGACAAACUCUUCAACACGUCAGUGGAAGUUCUGCCCUUCGAUAAUAUCCAGGCAGAGAAGGAGGCCUUGACUGAAGGACGCGACAAAACGCCAAAGUACCAUCGAACCGAAGAUGGAUUCAUCAGGAUAGGAAACUUCCAGAACGGGAUUGCCGAGGGGGAGGUGGACCCCAGCUUCGGUCCCCUGGAGGCCAUGCGUCUCUCGGUGCUGACGGACUCACCGGUGUGGGUGAUCCUCAGCGAGAUCUUCAUAAAGAAAGCAGAGUGACGCUCCUCCUCCUCCUCCUCCUCUCCCCCCUCAGCGAUGCCUCCUUCAGCCCAGCCGGCCAGAGGCUCGCCAGCUGCCGUCCUGCCUCCAGUCCAGCUCUCCAGACCCUCACCGCGGUGCCACAGCGCCGCCGUCUGGCCGGCCCUCGCCGCUGCGGGACAGAGACUGAGAACAGACAGGUGUGGGGGUCUCCUCCGAGAGAGCUGCAGAUGUAAUUAACUCCUGAGGAUUCUGUAUUUAUGUGUACAUACGGUCAGAUUCAUGUUGAAACACUGGUGACCACGGAGGAGGGAGUGCCCGGCCGCCUGCGCCACCGCCUCUGAUCAUCAAUCUGCUGCUUCCAGACUCAAAGGCCUCUUUCCACAUGUCCCAGACUCCCCCGCUCCCCUCCCCUCGGUGCACCCCCCCCCCCCACCUCACUAACCACAGAUAUGCAUAGAAACUCUCAUGUGUUGGUGUGUUGUCGCUGCUCGGGCAUUCAGACGUUCUCCCUCUGCAGCCAUUUUGCCUUAAAAACAAGAGCAGAUUUCACAAAAGGCGCUCCAGACCAGACCAUGUAGCGUACCCAGAAUCCUUUGCUGCACCUGAGACCUGCUCACAUCAUUGUGGCUUGAAACUACUGAAGAUGACGGCGGCUGUUUCCCUUUUUUAAACUGUCUUUUCAAAUGGUUUUGAGUUAACUGAGGCCUUUUUACUGACGACCGCUCGGUGUCUGACUCCACAGCACUGCACAGCAGCGACUCCCCACCCGGGGAGCCAGGGCCUCCUAUUGGGGACUGGUGGAUAGCUCAGAUUUGCACAUGUUGAAGAAAACCGUAAUUCAAGUCGUUCUAGUAUCCAGAGUUAUCCUUUUGUAUGUUUGAGGAAAAGGAUGGGUCCAAAGUGUCGGUCUGCUGCCUUUCUGUAGCACUCUUUAAUGACUAUUGGAUCUGAACCUGGAAAAUUGCCCAGUGCGUUUAUGCUUUUAUUUUGAAGAUGGUCGUGGUUGUGUUGGGUUCCAGUGAUCUGGGCCGGGCUGGGUUUGUCUGGGUUGGGAGUGGCUGCUCUGCUGUGCUCUGUCCUCCUGGUACUGUGCUGUAGUUUUUUUCCAAUCCAGUGCGCAGACACGUCACGUCUUUACUUUACCUCCUUUGAAUCACACAGGUUUGAUUUAGCUGUUUUCUGUGAAGACGCCGCCUCCCC